GCCGGUUCGCCAUUCAACUUCCCAGGCCCACCCAAGCCUUAUCCCGCACCAUCGCCACCGCCCCUCGAGCACCGCCCGACUCGCUCCCCAACGUCUUCCUAUUUCCCCACCCCAUGUCACAACACCGACUCCCUCCCACCUAAAUUGUAACCCUAAUCUUCUCCAGCCCAUCCCUCUCCACGCCGCCGAAACAAUGGCCACCGCCGCCGGAUCGGCGGAGCGCCGCCCCGGCCAUCCGGCGCUGGCGUCGCGGAAGUCCGCCCCCGGCCAGCCCUGGUCCCACAUCGAGACCGCUCACCUGAUCGACGCCUACGAGGAGCGGUGGUACGCUCUGAAGCGCGGUCAGCUCAAGGCCCGGCAGUGGGAGGACGUCGCCGCCGCAGUUGCCGGACGCUGCGGUCUCGACGAGCCAUCCAAGACUGGCACCCAGUGUCGUCACAAAGUCGAGAAGCUCCGCAAGCGCUACCGCGCCGAGCGCCUCCGCCCCGUCCCCUCCGCCUGGCCCUUCUUUAACCGCAUGGAGCGCAUGGAGCGCGGGCCCCUCCCUAUCACCUUCCGGCCCCCGCCGCCUCCUCCCGCCGCCCAGUCCACCGACGAGGACGAGGAGGACGACGACGACCGUGAGGACGAGGAUGAGGACGAGCGGAACAACACCCGAAGCAUCAACGGGAUUCUUCGGGAUUCCAGCUGGAAUUCCUCUAGGGUUGCGAGGAGCCUCGUACCUCCCAAAAGGAGAGGUUUUGAGAUGGUGGCUGAGGACGAGGAAGAAAACGACGAAGAUGAAUCAGAGGAGGAGGCAGCGGAUGGCGCAGGUGAAGCGGAGGCCUUGUCGCAGAUGGCGGCCGUGGUGAGGGGAUUCGGCGACCGCUUGGUGCGGAUGGAAAAGAGGAGAAGGGAGCUGAUGCGGGAGAUGAAGAGGGAUUGGAUGGAGAUGGAGACGAAGAGAGCGGAGAUGCUGAUGGAAUCACAGCGGUGCCUCCUGGAGAAGAUAGCCGGUGCUUUCCCACCGGCCAAGAAGCCCAAGAAGUCUCAUAAUCUAUAGGCUGCAACAAAAGGUCAGCCAUUGAUACCUACAUUGUUGAUUACUUGUUUGCAAUAUCAUGCUUCACGUAAUCGGAUGGAGGGGUUAUCACAAUGGUGAUUUUUGAGGAUUUCUUGGUCAAGGUAUGCAAAAGUUAGUAUUGUCUUCAGGAUUUUAUUCGCCAGAAGGUUAGAGAAGUGUAAUGGAGAAAUAACUUAAGCAGAACAGUGGAGAACAAGUGAUAAGAUGCGAUGUAAUUAUAUAUUCAAUCAUUUGUGGGCUUUAUCUUUCUAACUUAAUUGUUUACCAUCACUAAACCCAAAACCACCUUGUCAAUUUAAACUGGUCCAUAAUGAAAGAUCUGUACAGCUAUUGUCUAUUAGUUAUCAGAUGUAUCAGGCUUUUACUUGAUCAUUACAAGUAGACCAAGUUUUGCUAUUAGAAACAGAAUCAAAGUUUUUGUUUCUUUGGUUCUGUUUUGCCUUUAUAGUUAACAUUAAGCAUGCUGUUUUUUUCUUUGCUAUGAUAUUGUUGCAGUAACCUUUAUUUUUCAAAGUUGUGAACCUCACUUUUGUGUUCUUCAUGUCCAUGCAUUACAAUGAAUAAAAUGCUCUAGAAGUGGUGACUUUAUGUUAUUUUCGUUGUAUUCUGUCCCAAUGACAGGCUCCUAGCUUAUUGAAUUACAAUAUUACAGUAUCUAUUUGGGCGAUUUCCCUAAAAAAUACCCACAUUUUGGGUAUUUCCCAAUCAGUGCCCCCAUUUUGCUUUUUUCUAAACAGUAUCGCUAAUAAAAAAACCCCAAAUUAUCCCUCAAAAAUUUUCCUACCUAUUACAGUGCUUAGACCACAACAAUAAAAACAUUAUAAGGCCUACUCGAAAACACUGUAAAUGAUCUAAAUAGACUCCUAAUCUCAAUCAAAUUAACUACAUGCCUAAAAAUAUGGUAUUAUAAUAGUAUAUGAGCAAUGACAAUCAAAAGACACAAUAUGAUGCUACUUACAUUGUUUUUCAAUAAUGUUUGAAGUACCUCAGUGUUUCAAUAAAACACUGUAAAGGAGCCAAAUGAAAACACUGUAAUAGUUGAAAACCCAUAAAAACACUGGUGAAAAAAUUUGGCAGAAAAACUUUUGAGGGGGCAUUUUAGGUAUUUUUCAAGUUAGGGGUACU
Messenger RNA from Musa acuminata subsp. malaccensis (wild Malaysian banana), 2188 nucleotides. Its product is annotated as trihelix transcription factor ENAP1-like. Gene Ontology annotation, molecular function: transcription cis-regulatory region binding. NCBI's taxonomy places the organism in Eukaryota, Viridiplantae, Streptophyta, Magnoliopsida, Zingiberales, Musaceae. The record is from RefSeq and is a predicted model, not a curated record. Gene Ontology annotation, cellular component: nucleus.